Messenger RNA from Hippoglossus stenolepis (Pacific halibut), 2501 nucleotides. RefSeq names its product ras homolog family member Ub (gene rhoub). Gene Ontology annotation, biological process: small GTPase-mediated signal transduction. The record is from RefSeq and is a predicted model, not a curated record. Gene Ontology annotation, molecular function: GTPase activity; GTP binding. The coding region runs from base 203 to 937 and encodes 244 amino acids. Lineage: Eukaryota; Metazoa; Chordata; Actinopteri; Pleuronectiformes; Pleuronectidae. The transcript has 3 exons.
UAGAUCCGCCCUCAGAAGCGCACAGCUCGGGGUUGUAGUCGGGUUGAGGUCGGGAUGGUGAUAGGAGUCCCUGGAUUUGACAGCGCGCAUUGCGAGAGGAGCAGCUUUACGCACGAGCAACAUUUGGCCGCACCCGCGCCAGAGAAGGAGCCCGGGUCUCAUGGUGGGUGCUUCCUCCGCCGGUGAAGCACUGGCCGAUUGAAUGUCACCUCCGCCGCUUUCCAUGGAUUACGGAAAGGCCAUGGCCCCUCCGGUGCCCCCGCACAACCCGCAGCCCGCCCGGCCGGGGCAGCAGCAGGAGCGGUUGCUGAAGUGCGUCCUGCUCGGCGAUGGAGCGGUGGGCAAAACCAGCCUGGUGGUCAGCUACACGACGAACGGAUACCCGACCAAAUAUGUCCCCACUGCGUUUGAUGACUUCUCGGCUGUGGUUCAGGUGGAUGGAAACCCGGUGAGACUACAGCUGUGUGACACUGCAGGACAGGACGAGUUUGACAAACUCCGGCACUUCUGCUACAGUCGGACCGACGCCUUGCUGCUCUGCUUCAGCGUGGUCAGCCCUGCUUCAUUUCAGAACGUCUGGGAGAAGUGGGUCCCCGAGAUCCGACGCCGCUGCCCUCUCACGCCCGUCAUCCUCGUGGGAACGCAGUGCGACCUGCGGCAGGACGUCAAGGUGCUGAUCGAGCUGGCGAGGCGGAGGGAGUUGCCAGUGCAGGAGGAAGACGCCAGAGCGCUGGCGGAAAAAGUAGGGGCUGUGACGUACAUUGAGUGUUCAGCACUGACGCAAAAGAAUCUGAAGGAGGUGUUCGACGCGGCCAUCGCCGUGGGGCUGCGGCACUCUGACAGGAGAGCCCGACGGGAGAGGAAGGUCCGCAGCACAGCUGAUAAGAUGAAGAUGCUCUCCAAGUCCUGGUGGAAAAAGUACGUGUGCGUCCAAUAGGGACGGAGGAGAUUCAUUUUCCUGUGACCGAAACAAAAACUGGAACUGCUGACUUGUCUGGAGGGGCUAACAUGGAUGUACGAACAAUUUUUACAUACAACUGGACGACCCCAGAUGUGCUGGCCAGAGCAGCUUUAAUUCAGUGGAACAACAGAUCAACAGAGGCCGAGCGCGCCUCUCUGAGCUGCGGAGUGGUUUCAGCUCUGGCAUGGUUUCACUCCGACCAUUAAAAUCCAGUAGAUGCCUGAAAGACAGAGACCACGAGGCUGUAACCACUGUCUGCUGCUCGGAGCCAGACUCAACUGUUAAAUAUGACUGUGACCAGCGCUCAACCAAAAAUUAUGGAGCUAAUAAACAUUUACAGCACAUGGACUGCACAUCGUACUGAUCUUGUCCAAAGGAAAUGUGAGCUGGACUUGGAGGGGAGGUGUUCAGGCGGCGAUGUUAUGUACUAAAAGUAUACUCCUCCUUUUUUAUUCUGAUUUGAUGCCUUACUUUAAAAAAAGUAUAUUACUUUAUGUUCUACACUGUAAUCCCGCACCAAACACUUCUGAUAGAUGCUCAGCUUAAAUCCGAGAUACUAAAAAAUUUAAGUGCACAUUUUCAAAAUCAGAGUAAAACUUCAAUGACAGUUCGGUAGGAAUCAGAUCUGAAUUGUUUUAACUCAUUCACUGUUGAAUUACAAUCAAAUGUACAUGAGUAUGAAUUUAUGUGAAAUCGAUGGGUUUGAACGGUGGAACUUGUUUGGGAGCUGUCACAUCAGUCUGUCCGUUCACGUUGAACUACGAGCUAGUGCAGGGGUUCCUCCCCACCGGCUUGUGUCUGUGCCACAUGUUGACUCAGCUGUCGCACUGUUGGUCAACCACCCAGUCAGAGGUCUGUAAGCUCCUCACCAAUACACAACCUGCAGCGUGGAACACGUGUCUGCUGUAGGUUUUAAACACUUCAGGUCACUUUGACUGAAAACAGUUUCUUCAUUUUCAGGCCUUUUGGUUUCAAUACGAGUAGUGCCGCUGUACAUUGUCCUUAUCAAACAGUCCAAACAUAUCACUGAAGUCUUGCCAUGCAAUGGCCUUUGUACCGGUGGUGUGGAAACUUGUGCUGCUUGUGACGUAAAUCCGAAAUGGCCGAUCCGCACUACACACCACUGGUUUAGACGAUCACAGGGUCUUUCCUUGUCCUUGUGGUCGGCGCCUUAAACAGAUCCUGAUCUGUCUUUGUUUCCCUAAUCAUAAAGUGAACCAGGUGAAAUCACCAAAGAGACUGACUCUUAUGUUUUGCUUCUUAUUUUUCAGAAGCCCGUCAACUCAGCUCUGUCUACUUAUCUGUUCCUUCUGGGCCGAUAAGCGAUCAACAGCGAUACAGAGCAGAUGUAUGAAAACACACGAUAUGUCAUUAUGUAUGUUACAUAGUAAUCACUUAAGAUGUUUUGUAAUGUCACCUGAGCUGUCCGACUCUAAACGGUACUUUUAACGGUGUGAGCGUCUCAGUUGGUGUCUGAUUCUGGCGUGAAAUGGUUUUGUUGAGCUGUAUGAGCGGACAAAAUAAAAUGUGAAAUAUUUAA